UUGAACAUAUAAUACGGCCACGCAGAUUCUUCAUCUUGUGAGUCUUUGCCAACAUUUUAGAAGUGAGAAUUCGGUGAUUUUAAGUGACAGAAGGAAUGAAGAUGCCCCUGGGUCUGCUCAUCUUCUGGCUGUACCUGGACUGCGUAAGCAGUGAGCAGGAGGUGAGGCAGAGUCCUGAAGCUCUGAGUGUCCGAGAAGGUGACAACUUGGUUCUCAACUGCAGUUACACCGACAGUGCAGUAUACUCCCUUCAGUGGUUCAGGCAAGAUCCCGGGAAAGGUCUUACACUUCUGAUCAUACUUCGGUCAAAUCAGAGAGAUGAAAGCAGUGGAAGACUUAAAGCCUCAUUGGAUACAUCUUCAAGACGUAGCUCUUUAUACAUUGCAGCAUCUCAGCCUGGUGACUCAGCCACCUACCUCUGUGCUGCUGGGCACAGUGCACAGCCGGGCUGCGGGGCACAGUCCCCAGCCGGCGCCUGCAUCUGCUACCUAAACCCUGGCUGA
This is a messenger RNA of Tupaia belangeri chinensis (Chinese tree shrew), 503 nucleotides long. RefSeq names its product T cell receptor alpha variable 21. Gene Ontology annotation, molecular function: peptide antigen binding. The record is from RefSeq and is a predicted model, not a curated record. Lineage: Eukaryota; Metazoa; Chordata; Mammalia; Scandentia; Tupaiidae. The coding region runs from base 96 to 503 and encodes 135 amino acids. The transcript has 2 exons.